GAGGAAGGUGUUUGCCCGUUUCGUGCAAUCGUGCGGGAUGUUCUUAGCAUCGUUGAAAAUAUUUACAUACUACGCGCCGGGAAUGUGCGUUGCGAUGUACGGGUGCCGAUACACGUAGAAUCGUGUCGCGCACGUUGAACAAUAUUUCUCUCUCUUCAGAUAUACAGAAGGAAUUUGCAUAAGCGAUCAAAUUCGGAGCGUGAGAUCUAUUGCCGUGGAAAGGAGAAUACACGACUCUUUGUCGUUCGUCACCGUCUUCGAUGUGGUGAACGCUCGUGUUCUCCGGUGACAGAAAUAUACAAACUUGCCGGAGCGAGUGAGCGAGUAGGUCCUCGGAAGCAUAAAUGGCACUGCUAUUCACCAGCAUGUGGGACUCGACGAUGUUCCUGAGUACCCUAACCCCAAAAUUUUACGUCGCUCUCACCGGCACCUCGUCCCUCAUCUCCGGCCUGAUCCUCAUCUUCGAAUGGUGGUACUUCAGGAAAUACGGCACCUCGUUUAUCGAACAGGUAUCCCUGAACCAUAUCUCGCCAUGGAUCGGCGGCGGUGACAGCGCUAAUGACAGCAAUAGCUCGAGUCUGAACGGCUCCGGCGGAUCCUCGAAUCAGCAGAAUGUGCCGGAGUGCAAAGUCUGGCGCAAUCCGAUAAAUUUAUUCAGGGGUGCGGAAUAUCAGAGAUUUUAUUGGGCCACCAACAAGGAACCCCUUACGUACUACGAUAUGAAUCUGUCUGCUCAGGAUCAUCAGACCUUCUUCACUUGCGAGGGUGAUACAGGUAAAACAGAGUAUGAAAUUAUGCAAACAGCUUGGAGAGAACGCAAUCCAGUUGUCAGAAUACAAGCAGCGCAUAGUGCUCUUGAUCGUAAUCCCGAUUGUGCACCAGCUUACAUUCUUCUUGCGGAGGAGGAGGCUACUACCAUUGUAGAGGCGGAGAAGAUUCUGAAGCAAGCUCUAAAAGUGGCCGAAAACAAUUAUAGAAAAUCGCAAAAUACCCAGCACCAAGGCUCCAUAGCCGAAGCAAUGCACAGGAGAGAUACAAACGUAUUGAUCUACAUCAAAAGAAGAUUAGCGAUGUGCGCGCGAAAGUUGGGAAAGCUGAAGGAGGCAGUGAAAAUGUUUCGCGACCUCACGAAGGAGGUGCCACCCAUCAUGAAUGUAUUGAAUAUUCAUGAAAAUUUGAUCGAGACUCUACUGGAGAUGCAAGCGUACGCGGACGUGCAGGCCGUGCUGGCCAAGUACGACGACAUCAGUCUGCCGAAAUCAGCGACCAUCUGUUAUACAGCGGCGUUGUUGAAGGCACGGCUGGUGGCGGACAAGUUUUCGCCCGACAUCGCCAGCAAACGUGGCUUGACCACCGCCGAGAUGUCGGCGGUGGAAGCGAUUCAUCGGGCCGUGGAAUUCAAUCCUCAUGUACCUAAGUAUCUCUUGGAAAUGAAGCCGCUCAUCCUCCCACCUGAACACGUGCUGAAGCGUGGUGAUUCCGAGGCGAUUGCAUACUCGUUCUUCCAUUUAGCGCACUGGAAGCAGAUAGAAGGCGCUUUGAAUCUGCUUCAUUGCACAUGGGAGGGCACGUUUAGGAUGUUGCCAUAUCCGCUCGAGCGUGGACAUCUGUUCUAUCCGUAUCCCACAUGUACCGAAUGUGCCGACCGGGAACUCCUGCCGUCGUUUCACGAUGUCAGCGUCUACCCGAAGAAGGAGCUCCCCUUUUUCAUCCUCUUCACCGCCGGUCUGUGCUCGUUCACCGCACUGUUAGCCUUGCUGACCCAUCAAUACCCGGACACUAUGGGCGUAGUUGCCCGUUCCAUGCUCGCCUGGUUCUCUCAUCCAUUUUAUUACAUUCUCGACAAACUGGAAACUAUAUUGCCCUCUAAUUUAUUGCAGCAGCUCUCUAGAAUAUAAUAAGGCUGUGUUUCCAUAUGAUCUCCAUUAAAUUAAGAUUUAUUGUGAUAUUCGCGAUAUACUUAUUGCUUCAUUUCUUCUAUCUCUUCGUAGUCGCCCCCAUCAGGUACGUAUAUAAAUAAACAAAUGUGUACAAGCUCCUGUUUGCAUUUUUCUCAUGACUGAUAUCAUAAUAUCUUGUAGCGACGAUUGUACAUCUAGUACCGUAAGUUCAUCGAAAAGUGAAUGUAAAAGUAAAAAAGAAUUAGACAUUUUUUUCUCGAUAGCUCAUCAAUCACACACACACACACACUAACAUUAUAUCAGUACUGAUACCCGACGAUACAAAUUUGUGUGAAACAAUAACUGGGUGCUAAAUAAACUCUUUUUGUUUUAU
This is a messenger RNA of Formica exsecta, 2274 nucleotides long. RefSeq names its product protein ST7 homolog. The record is from RefSeq and is a predicted model, not a curated record. NCBI's taxonomy places the organism in Eukaryota, Metazoa, Arthropoda, Insecta, Hymenoptera, Formicidae. The transcript has 2 exons. The coding region runs from base 345 to 1898 and encodes 517 amino acids. Gene Ontology annotation, molecular function: protein binding.